Messenger RNA from Vanrija pseudolonga, 2150 nucleotides. RefSeq lists its product as uncharacterized. Lineage: Eukaryota; Fungi; Basidiomycota; Tremellomycetes; Trichosporonales; Trichosporonaceae. The transcript is spliced from 3 exons. The record is from RefSeq and is a predicted model, not a curated record. Gene Ontology annotation, biological process: positive regulation of gene expression. Bases 1 to 2100 code for a protein of 699 amino acids.
AUGGGUGGCGAUAAAGACACGGUCAAGUCCUCUGACGCGCCAGACACCAGCCAGCAGUCGGCCAACAAAGGCAGCCCCAAGGAUGAGGCCAAGGACAAGCAACACGCCCCCGAGUCGAGCGACAGCGAGCCCGAAGGCGGGUACGACUCGACGCAGCUGACGCCGUCCAAAGACAAGACGUACGUCGUGCGCAUCGUCUUUCACUCGGCGUCCAACCUGCCCAUUGCGGACGUGGGCCAGCUCUCGUCCGACCCGUACGUGCUCGCGCAGCUCGCAGCCAACGGCGACGAGGGGACGCGCUACGGCAAGCGGCACAAGGACGACCCGUUCCUGCGCUUCCGGAGCCCAACGGCACACAGCACGACCGAGCCCCGCUGGGAGGCGGAGUGGGUCGUCGCUGGCGUCCCGGCGUCGGGGUUCCUCCUCACGGCGCGCGUGUACGACGAGGACGUGGGCUCGAAGGACGACCGGCUCGGCAAGGUCGUGCUGUCGUCUGGCGCGCUCGAGGACGGGUGGCGCUGCGACGCGCGAGACUGGGAGCUGAAGAAGCGCGGCGCGUCGACCCGCGCAUGGGGCCUGCACGCUGUCCGCAAGCUGCACCCCGCCAACCGGGACAAGGACCCCACGCUGCACAUCUCGGCCGAGGUGCUCGGCACGACCGAGGACGAGUGCGGCAAGAUGUACUCGCUCACCUCGCGGUGGUUUAUCCACUACUCACCGCUGAUCGGGGCCAUGGUCGGCACGACCAGCACGCAGGAAGGAACGGAAAAGGCCAACUUCCAGGCCAACGAGCUACAGCUCCGCGGGCCGGUCCCGAACGAGCUGUACCACCGCUACGUCGAGUUCAAGUCAUUCAUCAAGGCGAUGUUCGACGAGCGCGGGCUGCAUGGCGCGAUGAUGGGUGGUGCGAUGCGGAAGCAGCACCGCCGUGUGUAUCACUACGACAAGACGACAGAGUAUGGUCGCCUGCCCGGCCCGGGUAAGGCGAUGGCCCAGCGCUUCCUCGACAUGGCACACUGGGGCGAGGGACACCGGAUCUUCACAUUCGUGAUCACGCUCGACGGCCUCAUGCGGUUCACCGAGACGGGCAAGGAGUUUGGCAUCGACAUGCUCAGCAAGCACGCGAUGCACUCAGAGAUCGACAGCUACAUUGCGUACUCGGGCGAGUUCUUUGUGCGCAAGUAUCGGAGCGGCGAUGGGGCAGCGGCGUCCGGUUCAGGCGCAACAGGGCAGGCUGCCGCUGGGGACAGCGCAUCGGCCGGUAAAGACGGCAACCUCGACUACGAUGCCCCAAGCCAUAGCAUGCUACGUUCGCCAAAGGAUGUGGACGAUGAGGACGGCGUCGUCGAGGCCCACGACCACAACCUAGUGUUCCAACAGGGCAAGAAGGGCGGGGAUAGCACUCGUGGAGCGGAUGCGCACAACGCGGAUGCGCACAAAGCGGAUGCGCACACCGCGGAUGGCCCUGGCGCGUCUUCUGCUGGAGACACCGCCCCCGAUGUCGGCCAGUUGUCACUUGGGCCAGCAGCGGGAACAGGCGGCACCACGUCAGAGUCUGAGGCGACUCGCCACGCAGCAGACCAGCCCAAGGCGCCAGAAGAGCCAGGGUCCACCGGCGAGACCAAUGAGAAGAGACCCGUCGAGACCACGCACCUCCACGGGCGGGAGGAGGACGGCGAGUCGCUCGACCCUACAGCGUACGAACUGGUCAUCGACAACGACAGCGGCACCUACCGCCCGAACAAGGACCUGCUUCCCCUGCUACAAGCGUUCCUUGCGAGCAACUUUGUCGGGCUGCACGUGACCGUGAAGUCAAGCGACGACGACACAUACCAGGAGGAGAAGAAGGAGCGGCACGAGGCGCGCAACGAGGCGUCCGGCGGGGUGCGGUACUAUGAGAGCGAGGGCGAUCUCAGCUCGGCCGCGAGCGAUGCCGAGUCCCAAGAUGACCCGGACGAUGUGCAGCCGUUCCGUGGGACGAGGGAGAAGGCUUGGGACGUCCUCGUUGACCCCAAGGCGCCCGUCAAGGAGAAGAAGGAGAAGAUCAAGGAUAAGGUCCGCCAGCUGUUCAAGAGGGACAAGGGAGAUGAGGAGGAGUAGGAUGAGGAGGAGUAGGAUGUGCCCCUUGUGCAUGUAUUUUGAAUUCUUGG